Microdochium trichocladiopsis is the source of this 978-nucleotide messenger RNA. RefSeq lists its product as uncharacterized. The transcript is spliced from 2 exons. Bases 411 to 680 code for a protein of 89 amino acids. Lineage: Eukaryota; Fungi; Ascomycota; Sordariomycetes; Xylariales; Microdochiaceae. The record is from RefSeq and is a predicted model, not a curated record.
AUAGGCACUCUAACCUUUGUGUGGAGAGGGUUGCACCGCCAUUCAUCCAUUGGAGAGCGUAUGGCUUGACCCUGAUUUCGGCGUGAGGGGUGUGGCUGAGUGACGUCGCCGAAGGAUGGGAGUGGUGUCAGGGCGAGACCCCGAUGACGUCACAAGGUCCAGAGUUAUUGGUGAGCACAGCUCUCGGACUAUGUGUGCUGUGCUUACAUGGCAUUGGGGGACGGGCAUAUAAAGAACCCUCAUUGCAGCUAACAGAAGUCACAAAUUCCCCAGCAAAUUUACUAUCACACAGUCACACAACUGAAAAGGCGAGGUUCACACCUAGCAGAAACUCAAAACACCACUCCCUGUAGAACAACCACAAAAAGCACAAGUGCACACAUCACACGAGGGAAAAACCAAAAGCAAAAAUGCCUCUCGACAACUCUCAGAACCAGGGCGUCACCGGCGCCGCCAAGUUCGUCACGAGCACGCUGGGCAACGCGGUCGGCGGCGUGGGCAGGACCGUCGGCAACGUGACGGGAGCCGCGGGCCGGGGCGUCGGCGAGACCAUCACUAGCACGACGGGCAGCGCGGGCAAGCCCGUGGGCGACGCCAUCAGCGCGCUGGGCAACGGCGUGCAGGACGGCGCGACGAGCGUGAGCAAGGGCGUCGAGAACGCGGGCCAGUGGAAGCGAUAAGGGCCCUGUCCUGAUGCGGGAGCGUUGUCCGGGGGGGAUGAUGGAAAUCUGGCUUACCUUGACCGGCCUUGGAAGGGUCUGGGAGUGACAUGGGCUUGUUGUUUGUCUAAUCGUUUUCAAUGUCGAUUUUGAUCAAAAUCCUCUAAUAUUCCCGUUUCUGCCUCCGUGAAUGUGCAGAAAUAUACCAAUUGUGGCGUGGAAUUAUCUAUUCGUGCGAAACCUGGACAAACGACAUGAACACUGUUACAUCCAUUGAGCACCCCCAUCUUUGUACAGAAUAUGGCUUUGGAUCCGGUAC